GCUCAGACUUCAUCAUGGCGAGAGUGGAAUAAAACCUCGCUCAUAAAUAAACAGUGAAAAUGUAAGUGUUAUUUCUGUGUUUCUCGGGAAAUUUUAUCAAGAAAACCAUGUCCAAGGAAGUGAUAAUUGUAUUUGUGUAUGAUAAGGAGAAGUGCCAGGAUGAAGCUGAUGAUCCAAUCAGUGCCGUGUCGUACUUCCACCCAACCUGGGUCUCAGACACACAAAAGCUCACGCUCUGUGGUCAGUUGAUGGGAGUUUCCCACUUCCUGGAGCUCAACUUCAACCGACCGCGCAUUAUUUGCCUGGAAAAUGGGAAGUUCGUCAUCAAGGACUUCGGUCGCUUCCUUCUGGCCAUCGGCACGGAUCGCAAUGUCUCAGAUUCAAUCCUCGAGCACAGAGCCAAAAUGCUGACGUCGCUAGUCAAGCUGUUUCAUCGUGACUUGGAGAACAUCUUCGAUCAGUGCAUGAAUCUCUCCGGACAGUACAGGAAUUUCUGCACAAAGCUCUACUACAUCAUGGAGACUUACAUUUCCGCCAUUCAGUAUCACGGCAACAUCUUUCAGAAUGUCCCCACACUGCGACUGCCCACGAGUGCCAGCAAUAUCUUCCUGGAUGCCAUGCAAACGCUGCAAUGUUGCCAGCAGAGCAAGGGAGUCUUGGGAGGAGCGAUUCUCUAUGAGAACAAGAUCAUAGCGACUCAAUUAUCGCCAAUGUUGUCCAAGCAAGUCGUCUUAACAGAUCCAUAUCGCAUGAAGUCCACAGCUGAAGGAAUCACAGUGAAAUUCCACGUUCCCGUUGGAGUGCAGUUGAUUGGGCUCUACAUUCCGUACAGUGAAUAUCUGAGAUUGCAGAAAGAGGCCACCAAAGCUCAGACUUCCUUCCCUCAAAUGACCAGUGCGUCUGUUUACCCACCGCAGAUCAAGCGAAAGAUGAAGCGCGAUAAGUCGAUAAUUUUCUCAAAUAUUCCGGAAGAGGAGGUGACGACUGUCACUGAGGAUGUGAAGCCGAAGGCGAUCAAAUCAAGACCAACGCAUUUGCCGCUACGCUUCAAAAAUGUCUCUGGGAAGGAUAUUCCAGAGUCUGGCGUGAAUUCCAUCACUUUUGACGAUACAGACAGUUUUCCUCAAUUUAUUGGGAAGACAAGCGUGUGCUCAACACCGAUAGCGGAGAAUAAGAUUCUGGUUGGCAGUGUGAUGCCCAUUUGUGCCAAUCGCACGGCCGUCAUUCCGGAAAAUGUGGAUGAAAAUGGGAAGGCGAAAGAUGAGGAGGAUGUCAAAUUCAAUCACUCAAUCACGAGACCUCAGACGAAAUUUAAGAAGUUUAAGAGGCGCUUCUCAUUUCGUCCUUUCCAGAGGAGUUUGACUCAAGUGGGCUUGGCGCUGAUCAAUGACAAGAAGAUCAAUACUGGCUAUCGUUGUCAGACUAUCGCAGAUCCAAAUUAUCCAGUGUUCAAUGACGAUGGCUUGCCAAUAUCAAAGUGUUUGUACGACAGUUGCGUGGAUAGUGAAGCUGAAGAGGCUGUUGAUGCGCUGAACAAUCUGACGAUUGAAGGCUUCGAAGGCGAGCCAGAGGUGAAAGAUGAAGUUUCGAAUGUGGAGAUCAAGAAUGACACCAACAAUAAGGAGAAGAGGAAGUCCUUGACACUUCCUCUGAAAUCUUUAAAUACAAAUGUCACGGAUUCUCCGAUGAAGGUCAAGCCUAAACUCUCAGGAAUCCCAUUGACGCCUCUCAUGUCCAAAUUGAGCAUCCUGGCGGCGAAUGAUGAGCGAUCCAGUGGCUUUUCCAGCUGGGACACGACUCCUGGCCACACGGAAGGCUCCAUAAUGACUCCCAUCGAUAUCAACAGAACGGCUUUUCGCAGACGAUCUUCGGCAGCCAGAGUUGAGGACAUGGAAAUCAGUGAGGACACCGAAGGUGCCUCCCAAAGAGUUGAGCUCUUCAUCUGUGGCCAUCAAAAUAUGACGAUGAUUCUCAUGAUGGAGGAGAACAGCGCCCAGAAGCACGAAGUUGUCCACGCAAUGUGGGAGAUUUGUAUUUCACGACUGACGAAGAUUGAGAAUUCCCUGCACAAGAUCCUGAAUGUUAACGUUGACGGUUUGGUGGACAAGAGCGACGGGAAUUACAGUUUUAUCCAGUUCGACCCGAAGUGGGACAUCAUUCAUCGCGGCGGUCCGUGGACAGCCGAAGAGCUGGUAAUUCUCGAGGACAUGCACUCAGACUUCAAGGCGAAUCCCAGCUUCACGGAAACCAUCAUCAGAUGCGAAGACGCCAUUGUGUAUGGCUAUCAGUGCGGAGACACGCAGAUCUUCUACAAGCAGCCAGUCCACUCGCAUAAGGGCCUUCCGCCGCCCGCCGAUGCCAUGGGAAACGUCUCUCUGGUGGCGAAGCGACGCCUCGAGCGCGAUCAUUCUAUUAUAUUGCUGUAAGAAGUCACACUGUCUGUAUUCCCGUUGUAAUUUUUUGAUUUUAUGUUUUACUAGCGAAAAUUGUGGAUUAUGUCGAUUAUGUGAUUAUUUUCUGUCAUAAUGAUACUUUUAAGUUCAAAGAACACACCAAAAUUCAGUAAUUGUGAGCCAUAGAUAUUUUUAAAAGACAUAUUUUAGCUAUAUUAUAAGUAGAAAUUGUGAGUAGUUUGUCUAGCGUAACGUGUAUCACAAGAAUUUAUUAUUCGCCGACUUGCCGUAAUCCGUAGAGAACGAUUUAGUCAAUCAGACACAUUUUCAUGUUUGUUGAAGCAACAUUAAAAACGUUCUAGAAUUGUUUGCCAUUAAAGUGGCGUAUUAUUAUAAUAAAGACUCGAUAAUGUAA
Molecule: messenger RNA, 2808 nt
Organism: Phlebotomus argentipes
Lineage: Eukaryota; Metazoa; Arthropoda; Insecta; Diptera; Psychodidae
Gene: HPS4
Exons: 3
Coding region: 108-2426 (772 amino acids)
Biological process (GO): vesicle-mediated transport
Source: RefSeq, a predicted model, not a curated record